Prosopis cineraria is the source of this 517-nucleotide messenger RNA. RefSeq lists its product as uncharacterized. The record is from RefSeq and is a predicted model, not a curated record. The transcript has a single exon. Bases 137 to 397 code for a protein of 86 amino acids. Lineage: Eukaryota; Viridiplantae; Streptophyta; Magnoliopsida; Fabales; Fabaceae.
UCAAACUCAACAUUGGUCCCAAAACCUCAUCUCUCUCUCUAUCUGUUCUAAGAGUAUCACUCUAUCUCUACCUCUUUCUUACAGAAGAGAAGUGAUUGGCGCUGAAGCAGUAGCAGAACUUGUGUGUGGAUCGAAGAUGGCGAGCUUGAGAACGUUGUGGAGGAAGAUGAAGAAGGAGAAGAAGAGGUUGUUCUGGAGUUCAUCGCCUGCAAUUCACCUCGUACAGUACGACAUUGAUUCAUACUCUCAGAACUUCGACGAUGGUUAUUCCUCCGACCCAGACAAUGCUUGUCGAUCUUUCUCUGUUCGUUUUGCCAUUCUUAGUUCCAAGGUUUCCUUUGACAAGGGUUGUGAAGUGACUAGUGAUGAUGAUAACACCAGCGAAAUGAGUUCUUGACCAGAAAUUGUACAAUAUCCAAGAUUGUGUAUGUAGGUGUAGAUUACCUGUAAAUUCAUAUGUUUGUGUGUGUGUAUAAUUGUAAAUUUGCAAUGUGAUCCUGUUGAUUCUCAAGUUGUA